Quercus lobata is the source of this 651-nucleotide messenger RNA. RefSeq names its product probable small nuclear ribonucleoprotein F. The record is from RefSeq and is a predicted model, not a curated record. Lineage: Eukaryota; Viridiplantae; Streptophyta; Magnoliopsida; Fagales; Fagaceae. The transcript has 5 exons. Bases 107 to 373 code for a protein of 88 amino acids. Gene Ontology annotation, molecular function: RNA binding. Gene Ontology annotation, cellular component: catalytic step 2 spliceosome; U1 snRNP; pICln-Sm protein complex. Gene Ontology annotation, biological process: mRNA splicing, via spliceosome; spliceosomal snRNP assembly.
GAAUCGUUCGAUUCUCUCUCUCAGAUAAAACCCUAAAGAAGGCCAAAAACCCUUUCACUCGGCGCAAAGUUCAGCUCACAGAUUCGCCUCAACUAUCUCGUUCCCAAUGGCUACUAUACCAGUUAAUCCAAAACCAUUCUUGAACAAUUUGACCGGGAAGCCUGUCAUUGUGAAACUCAAGUGGGGAAUGGAGUACAAAGGUUUUCUUGCCUCAGUGGAUUCAUACAUGAACUUGCAGCUGGCUAACACUGAAGAAUAUAUUGAUGGGCAAUUCACUGGAAAUCUGGGAGAGAUUUUGAUCAGAUGUAACAAUGUUCUCUAUCUUCGUGGAGUACCAGAGGAUGAGGAAAUUGAAGAAGCUGAUAGAGACUAAGUAGGAUUCAGUAAUGGCCUGAGUAGGAUUCCAGUAUUUUAUUUUGCUUCUUCGAGUCAUGGCACCUACAUUGUACUUUAUCCCAUGUAGAGGUCUUCUGGAUGUUCCAUUGCUCAUGCUAACAAUGCCUUAUAAAAGGACUCUCAUAGAUGUAUUGUUCCCUAAGUUGGUUCUGAUUGCCUGCAAAAAAUAUUUCACUUUAUGGUAACUUUUCUUCCAUUGCAUUAAAAUCAUUUCAUGACAAUGAGAAUCAUAUGAGAUUUUAAUUUUUGGUGUAA